This is a messenger RNA of Pelobates cultripes (western spadefoot toad), 514 nucleotides long. The record is from the annotation of a GenBank genome assembly. Lineage: Eukaryota; Metazoa; Chordata; Amphibia; Anura; Pelobatidae.
UACACACACCAGACACGCCAGGAGUAUUACUUCCUCUUCCAUAUGGGUAGAACAGGGGAACACGCGCAAGGUGCAGGAGCUUUCUCAAUGGCACAAGCUUUUAAAGGCAAUCACAAUACCCACCAUAGUAUGAAAAUACAAUGCCAUAAUGUCCGGGGAUUGAACACCCCAUUUAAACAGCACUGCCUUUUCCGAGACCUUAAACGCACACAACCAGAUAUAAUCUGCCUCCAAGAGACACACUUCAAGACACCCCCUACGCUUAAACCAUCCCUAUACCCACAUCGAUAUCACGACACAUCUGGGCAAAAGAACAGAGGUGUGUCAGUUCUGAUCAGCAACAAGGUGUCUUUCCAACACCAUGCAUCACAUAUAGAUUCUGAGGGUAGAUGCCUCGUAGUAAUCUGCACAAUUAAUAAUUCUAAAUACACUCCCAACACGACCCAGAGAAACUUCUUGCACGAGGUCCUUGCUCUGCUCUCACCGGUCCAGGAGGAAAUGCUCAUUCUCUGCG